AUGUCAGACAUUAUCUGUCAGUGGCUGAAUUCAGAGCUCCGGCUGUCAAAAGUCGUCGAGCCGCAUUCAUUUGCCAGGGAUUUUUCAAACGGUUAUCUGAUAGGAGAGAUCCUCUACAGAUAUGAGCUACAAGACGAUUUCCAUCUGUUCUCAAAACAGAACACAUCGAAUGCCAAGCUAAAUAACUUCACUCGCAUUGAGCCCACCCUGCAGCUGCUGACCGUGCCCUUUGAUCUGACCAUGGCUAAAGCGGUGAUGCUGGGCAGGCAUGGAGCGGCCACUCGCCUGCUAUACCAACUCUACAUACUCCUGCAGAGAAAGAAGAGAGCAGGCCUCACUGCCACAGCCAUGGAGGUCAUGCAGCCUGCAGCCACGGCCCGCCUACACCGCAUAGAGAACAGCAUCUACACUGAGCGCUUGAAAACAGUGGUAAAGCGUGAGGCAGAUCUGAAGAUGCAGAAGAUCGCGAAGCGCUUUCAUAAAAGAGGGCAAGAAAUGUUCAGCCGCUCAGUGAUGACUGAACUGCUGAAAGAGGAGGACCGGCUCAAACGCCAGGAGGAGAGAAGACUGAGGGACAUAGAAAAGCACCGGCAGGCACGCAGAAAACAGAAUGAGAUUAUGAUUCAGAUCCAGUCGGCUGUAGUCCAGAUCCCAAAACCUCCACACAUUCGCACGUCAAGAGCUUCAGAGAAACAACACCAAUUUCGCAAAAAGCAAGAAGCUCAGCAUGUUCAUCGUGAGAUAGCACAGUUUGAGAAAAAAAAGAAGACCACUUCUCCUGCUGAAGGUGGAGCCUUGCUCUUCAGUGGCCGUGUGACACAGCCGAUGAGUACAGGAGACAAAGCUCAGUGGAACAAGGAGUACAUCGAGAACAUCCGUCAGCGAUUGGAGGAAGACGCCACUGCGCGGGAACAGAGAGAGAUGAGACGCCGCCGAGCACUAAUGGAGCAGCUCCAGGCUCACGAGGCUCAGCAGGAGGCAUUGCGAGAGGAACAAAUGGUCAGCCGACUGAUGCGCCAGACUCAGCAGGAAAAGAGGAUCACCGUUCAGCUGAUGCAGAUUAAACAGCAGAAAGAGGUGCUUCGAGAAAACCGCAUCUUCCAGGAGAGACAAUACCAGGAACGCCGCCAACGAGACUUUCAAGAGGCCUUGGACAGAGAAGCUGUUCUUGCUCAGCAGGAGCGUCUGGAGCGCAGCGAACAGCUCAGGAUAGAGCAUGAGCUGCACAAGCAGCUGGCUGAAGAGCGCGCUCAAGCUCGAUAUCAGAAGCACUUUGGCAUCUGCAGGGACAUUCUGGGACAAAUUGUUGAUCUGGCAACCAAAGCUGGAGAAUAUCGACUCCUCACGGCCAAUCUGAUACCAGUGAAGCUGAUGCAGGAGUGGAUGGAGCUGUUUUUCAGUGGGAAGCCGCUGUAUGAAGUGGCCUGUGUGGAUCCUAAACCUACUGAACCCACACCGGAACAGAUCAUUGAGCUGGAGAAACUCCAGAUACUCAACAAUCAAGACUACGAUGAGUAUGUGGCCAUGAAGGGCGAGUGGGCUUUGGAUGAAGAAACCGAGAGACAAACCAAUCCAGGGAAUAGUGAUAUUCUGGAUCAUGUGUUGAACCGUCUGCGGAAUAUGAUUGUCCCACCCACCGUCAGCACUCCUCCUCCGCGGUUUCCCCGUUUCAUCAUCAGGGCAUGCAUGCUGGGAAAAACCUUCUCUGGCAAAACCACCUGUCUGUCCAGGAUCAGCAGCACUCUUGGCAUCCAUGUGCUCUCAGCCAACACUUUGAUCCAGGACGCUUUAUCAGCCUAUCAGCAGGAAAAACAGGCUGCAAGCGAAAGCCAGAAUGAGAAUAUCAUGGAGAGAAAUAUUUCUCCGACAGAACAUGCUGAACAGCCUCAGAAAGAUGAGGAGACAUCCUCUCCUCUAGAAUCAGAACCACCGCCUCAUGAGAUAUCUGGACUUCAUGAAAAAGAGGACAAAGAAAAAGUUAAAGCAAUCCCAAAGUGGUCAUUGCGAGCACAGUACGGUGCAGCAGUAGAGAAAGUUCUGAGGACAGGCCAAGCUGUUCCUGAUCAGCUUCUGGUGGACAUCAUUGUGGAUGCUAUCAGAAACAUUCCUGCUGAUAGUGGCUGGAUUCUUGAUGGGUUCCCGGUGGACAUCAGUCAGGCUCAAAUGCUGGAGAAAGCUCUAAACAUGACUGAACUUGAUGAAACAAAAACACAAAAUAAUUUAUCCACAAACAAAAACGCCCCUAAAGAUGGAGCUCCUCCAUCCACUGCACUAGAUGUAGUGGUGCUGUUAGACGUUUCAGAUGAGCAGGUUCUGGAGCGAGCCACACCUCAGGCUCCUGAGGGAACACAGAUAGUGGACAGGGAAAACAUAAAGCAGGAGAAAGACAGCAGUGAUGCUACAGAGGAAAACACAAGCAUACCAGAUCUGAAUACACAAGAUCCUGAAUCCUUGUCUCAUGACAAAAGCCUGGGGAGAAAACAAAUACAGUUCAGAAUCAGUGGCUUUCAUGAAACAUGGCCAAAACUGGAGAAGUGGUUUGGUGACCAGCAGAAUAUUCUUGUGAAAGUCACAGCAGAUGUGGACGAGGACACUCUCUUCAGUAACGUGAAGACCGUUCUGAGGGACACCAUUGAGUCUGUUGAAAAAGGAGCAGCUCUGGCUGACUCCAGGAGAGCUUCAGUGACCUCCACACCUGAAAAGACCCGUCCAGAAAGUGCCUGCUCUUCCAAAUCUUCACGAGCUACCCCAAAAUCUCCUAGAAGAAGCUUUGCGCAGGAACCUUUACCCAAGGAGGUCCCAGAAUAUCUCGUGCCAUACUGGGAGAACGUCUGUAGUUCAUAUGUAACUAAUGUCAAAACAGUGAUGCAGAAUCUCCGUGGUGAACGUGAGCUCAUCAUCCAUCACCUUUACAACAUCCGGGAGAACUUCAGGCAGUAUCUACAGAAGCCCGAUCUGAAGCAGGAGUUUGUUAGCUCAUGGCAGCGAGAUUAUAACAGUGUUCCUGACAACAUCAGAGAGGACGAGGAGACCAAAGGAGAGCUUCAUCAAAGGCUGGAUGACCUGCGCGAGCGUCUAUGGGACAUCUGUGAUAAGCGUAAAGAAGAGGCAGAGCAGGAGAAAGCAGGUGUCAUUCAUGAUGGCUGGUUAGAUGAUCACACUGCUGUACUAAUCAACAAUUAUUCUGCAUUGAUGCAGAUAGAAGUGGGCCGCUUUCAGGACUGUGUGUGUCUGCUGAAAGAUUAUUAUUCAGCGAUGAGUAAAACAGCGUUUGAAUCCAUACGUGGCUUUGCUCGUGUCCCAUUGCUUGACAUCACCGCUGAUCAGCAUGUUAAUCCAGAUGAGUCAAAAAUCACUGAAUCUGCUCCGUCAGAGAAAUCUAUAAAGAAUGCUGAGGAAAAAGACUCUGAAAUUGUGGACAGGAAGAAAACGAAAGUGUUUCCACUGGUUUCCUGCAGAUCUCCAACUUCUGAGAUCCUCAAACAGGCCUUGCAUCAGGCUGAUGAGAACCUGCUGCAGGAGUUCUUCCAGACAGCAUUCACCCUCUUCAGGAGCAUGGUGUCUGCAGAGACCCGGCAGUGGGAUGAAGAAGAAGUUGAUGAAGAGCAGAAGCAGAUGGAGGCACAGAAAGCUCAAACUUUGACCUCUGCUACAGACGUAAGGAAAGCAGGAAAACAAAAAGGUGCUCCACCUCCUCCUCCUCCAGAGCCCAGUCCUCAACCUGCUGCGAGGAACCCAGAGGAGCUCAAGAAGAGAGCAGAGAAGAAACGAUUCAAACAGGAGCUCUCAGCUGCACUCAAACCUGAAGAAAAUGCAGUGAAGCAGCGUUUGGAGCUGGUGAAGGCUCAUGGACUAAGAACAGUCAUCAGUCUGCAGCACAAAGCAGAACAGGUCUAUGGGAACAUGGAGGAGUGGAUGAAAGCCCGCUAUCUGGCUGAAAUGAAAAGUAUCGACCAGCUGACAGAUUUGGUGCGGCAGCACAUUGAGACUGGAGUUCAGAUCCGUCAUGAGCUGGUUCUGCAGAGCACUGAUUUCUGUGUGGAUGGAGACACGCGUGUGCUCUUGAGUCCAGAGCUUGCUCUGCGCCGAUCUCUGCUGGAGCAGCCCAAAAACAGCACACUCACAGUACAACAGCUGCACGUCCUCUGCACACAGUUGCACAAGAUCGCCCCUACAGGUCUGAUGUGUAGAAGUGAACUGACUGAAGCUCUACACCAAUUAACCUCUGUUCACAUGGGUACUGAUGUCCUUCCUGAGGCCUGGAUGCACAUCACUCCUUCACAGGUUGAGGAGCUGGUGUGUAUAUUAGCUCAGGACUCUGAGAUGUUGGACUGGCGUCAGUUUCUACUCAGUGCUGCUCUGCCGUGGCCAUUUCCCACUCAGACUCAGCUGAUAAAAACCCUCCAGCGCUACAGAGACAUCGACACAGCGGGAACCGGACUCAUCACACAAGAACAAUAUGAACAGGUUGAAUUAUGGUUUCCCAGUGAACAAGAUCCUUCUGUCCCUGAUGACCCAACUGAACCCGUGCCCUAUGACAGAUUGGCCAACCUUAAAAAGUUUUUCUUCAGUCUGUUUGCAAGCACACACUCCUCACCGCUGCUGCUGGACUAUCUGAUGAUGCUGCUGUAUUUCUGCUGCCAUCCUGAAGCAGCUCAGGGCUUCACCAGAGCACUCGGCCUCGUCAUCGGACACACACUGCACUACAAACACACCACUCCACUCACACAGUCUGUGCCGUGUAUGGAGGGCGCUGGAGUUGUGGAGUGUGAUGAUGCUGGUGCUGAAAAUGAAGAGGAACAGCACAGAGGGGUGGAGUCUAAGGAAGUGGGCGUGUCUGUUGAUGAUGUGCUCAGAGUUUUGAGUCAUGGAGAGGAUCUCGUCUCACAUCUGAACCGCUUCCAGCCUGUCCGCAGGAGCAGUGAUGAACUUCGAGAGGAGCUGCUGAAGGUGUUUAAGGAGUUGGGUUUCAGUGUUGAAGAGAAGAUUCCUUUCUUUACACUAUCCCAGCAUCCCUUUCUGCAGGACCUGAUGGAAGGAUCCUCACAGUAUCUGCUUCAUGACAUUCACAAAAUUUUCCAGACCAGACAAACUGAAGAUUCGAGAAGUUUCUCAACAUGAUGAACACAUAAAACAACAGAACACACACCAACACCUGAAUAAUAGAAGGUACACGCUAGUAGAAUAAUAAGUGUGAGACGACAUUAAAUGUAUAUUUGGUAUAUGAAUAGUCUUGUUUUACAUAAUUUACAUCGAAAUUCAUCAUGAAAACACACAGAACAGUGAUUUGCAGAGAUUUACUAUUGUUGAGAUUUUCUAAAUGUGUUUUCUGUUGUGGAGACAUCUGAUUUGUAGCUGUGUAUUCUUGUCUCGUAUUACAGCAGUUCUGUCAAAUCAAUCAAUAUACUGUAUUUGUGUAGAAGCUUUAAUAUGAUCCUUUACUAAGGACAACGCUGAAUAAUAAAUCUAUGUAAAAUCAACAUGAAACAUCAACA
Molecule: messenger RNA, 5495 nt
Organism: Danio aesculapii
Lineage: Eukaryota; Metazoa; Chordata; Actinopteri; Cypriniformes; Danionidae
Gene: spef2
Product: sperm flagellar 2
Exons: 36
Coding region: 1-5121 (1706 amino acids)
Biological process (GO): sperm axoneme assembly
Cellular component (GO): sperm midpiece; manchette
Molecular function (GO): protein binding
Source: RefSeq, a predicted model, not a curated record